GUCUCUGGUCUGGGAGUGGGGCAACAAGUGUAUAACUUUUUGUUUGAAUGAUUUGGUUAUGUAGCUUUGAGCUGUCACAUUUCAUUUAUUGAUUAAUCCUUCACCUCAGAAUGUUGAACGAAGAUACCCUCGCCAGCGAAUUAGGCAGAGGGGAAAACGGGGAGGACGAUGGGGAUUGGAAUUCGCAAAUACUUUACUCUGAUGCUGCCAAAUAUUGGGAGAAUGUGCCAGCGACCGUCGACGGCAUGCUGGGAGGGUAUGGGUUCAUCUCUCAUACAGAUAUCGGCGGCUCUCAGGCAUUUCUGAAGUCUCUCUUGAAGCUGAAAAAUCCACCCCUUACGAAUUAUGUCGUGGACUGUGGUAGUGGUAUUGGGAGGAUAACGAAAAAUCUGCUGGUUAAACAUUUUAAACGAGUCGACCUGGUUGAACAGAACAGCAAAUUUUUGGAGGCCGCCAAGGAAUCACUGUCAAGUUGCUCAACAAAAAUUGGGGAAUAUUAUCCUGUAGGUUUGCAGGAUUUUGUCCCUGAGACAGGAAAGUACGACGUCAUCUGGUGUCAGUGGGUGCUGGGACAUCUUCCAGAUAACGAUUUAGUUGACUUUUUCCACAGAUGCAUAAAAGGUUUAAAAAAAAACGGAGUUUUAAUAGUCAAAGAAAAUGUGACGAGUUCGGAUCACGUCGAAGUCGACAGUGAGGAUUCGUCUGUAACGAGGCCCUAUGAAAAUUUCCAGUCAUUAUUUAAGAAAGCUCAUCUCGAGUGUAUCAAGGUGCAGAAGCAGCUCCACAUGCCCAGGGGAUUCUACCCAGUGUUCACAUUCGCCCUAAGGAAUUUAAAAAAGCCACCACUUAUAUCUUCAGAGUCUGAAUGAAUACGAAAUAUAGAGAUCUAUUGGCGUUCGUCCAAAGAAAAACAUUUGAGUAUCGAAAAAGUAUUGUUAGUUUUUUAUUUUGGUCGUAUUUUUUCGUACAUAAAAUGUUGAUUCAAG
Messenger RNA from Diachasmimorpha longicaudata, 986 nucleotides. It is a transcript of the gene Ntmt, whose product is annotated as N-terminal Xaa-Pro-Lys N-methyltransferase 1. The record is from RefSeq and is a predicted model, not a curated record. Gene Ontology annotation, biological process: N-terminal protein amino acid methylation. NCBI's taxonomy places the organism in Eukaryota, Metazoa, Arthropoda, Insecta, Hymenoptera, Braconidae. Gene Ontology annotation, cellular component: cytoplasm. Bases 111 to 869 code for a protein of 252 amino acids. Gene Ontology annotation, molecular function: N-terminal protein N-methyltransferase activity. The transcript is spliced from 4 exons.